Molecule: messenger RNA, 1103 nt
Organism: Vigna unguiculata (cowpea)
Lineage: Eukaryota; Viridiplantae; Streptophyta; Magnoliopsida; Fabales; Fabaceae
Product: ribonucleoside-diphosphate reductase subunit beta
Source: RefSeq, a predicted model, not a curated record
AACAGAGAGUGAGUGACUCCAGAAGGCAACAUAGAGUGACAGUGGGAAAGAAGAGGAAGCGUUGUCGUUUUAGUAUUAUUGUAAAACUCUAAACCCUUCGAGCCUCAUGUCGACCUCCGAGGACCCAAAUGUAACAACCGCACAAGAACCAGAACCAGAGGCAGAGGCAGAACAGGAACAGGAGCAGCAAUCGGAAGAAUGGGAGACGAUGGCUCGAGCGUGGCUCUGUUCCUUCCCGGAGGCGAAGGAAGUGAGCAUGGCAGAAGUGGAGGCGUGGAUAGACUCCAACCUUGCCUCUCUUCCGGAAGGCCUCCGAUCCAUGCCUCGCCCCGAUCUCUCCAACCGACUCAUCUCUUUCCAGAAUUGCAUCAGACUCCCCAACCAGGAACAGGAAGCGAGUCAGCUUGAUCUUCCGCACGCGCGGUUUCAGCGCACUGAUCAGUGGAUUCCGGUGUAUUCGUGGCUGGAGACUUUGGAUAAGGAUGAGGUGGUUAAGUCCAAGGAGAUUUCUGACUGGUUAACGGAGAACCCUAAGGUCCAAGAACAGUUGUGUUCCCGGCAUUCGCGAUACCAUUUGAUGCAUUACAUAAAAAAAUGCCAUCUCAAGAUAUUAAAAAGAAGGGAUAAGAAGAAGGGUGUAGAACAGCCUGACAAAGACUCGCCGUUGAAGGUUCAGAAAGAUGUGGUGAUGAAACACUCAGCUCCCCUUCCAAGUAGUUCUGUAAGUAAUCUGCCCAAAGAUAGCGAUUUGUUCAUGGCCAAAAAAAGUGAAGCCUAUCGUAAAUAUGAGAUUUUAGUGGAGUUGGAGAAGCUGCUUUCCCCCACAUUCUCAAAGCAACCUUAGCAUAUAAAUCAAUUAGUGUUGGAAACAUCAACUGUGGUGGUGUCUGCAGAUUGUCAUUCCCUGUGCAAUGCUGUGGCUCGUAAGUGUUUAACUUGAUAGGUGUCUAUUCUCUUUACAUUGAAUGGUAGAUCAUAUAUGUAAAAAGUAGUGUAGCAGAAAUAUUUUUACCAUCAUCUGACCAUUAAAGCAACUUCAGAAAUGAUAAGUCUGAGCUGGUCUGAAGUUUCCCAACGAGUAAUUAAACAUUUUUGUGAGCUUC